Molecule: messenger RNA, 9290 nt
Organism: Osmia bicornis bicornis
Lineage: Eukaryota; Metazoa; Arthropoda; Insecta; Hymenoptera; Megachilidae
Gene: upSET
Exons: 16
Coding region: 861-8513 (2550 amino acids)
Molecular function (GO): protein binding
Source: RefSeq, a predicted model, not a curated record
CUUUGUUUUGUACAGAAGAAUGGCUGCCAUCUUUAGUUUUCGAUGGAUGUUUUCCGAAGAGAUCGUGAAUUCUCGUAUUUAUUGUGGUAUUUAAUAACGUAAUAAAAUCUCGGAUAGUGAAAUAACGUUGUACGCGAUGUAAAGAGUGUUUAUUCGUUUAUUAUUUAAGCUGCCCUGGUGUUAAUUCCAUUAAAAAAUGCUUGUGUUUACAUCCAAGUUUAAAGUGAGCUUCUGUAUUCCUGUCAUAUUAAGUUUCUUUCGACGAUCGUGGACGAACUGCGUUAACAAUGGCUGACGAAGAACUGCAAUUAACAUUCUUCUCUACCUUCGUUGAUAAACGUCUUAUCGGGGAGAGAUCAUGGACCGGUUUAAAGAAUAAUCAUACCGAUCCAGUGAAAAUCGGUAUGGAUCGAUGUUAGAUAAAGCGGGGUCGUUGUUUCGCGACAGCAAGAGGAAACGUUUUUCCGGAUCAAUAGCCUUGAAUAUUGCAACGCCACGUCAUGGACGCUGAAUAAUUAAUGGCCGUUGCGCGGGAUGUUUGGUUUGGGCCUAUGGUCGAGAAUCCUCAAAUAGCGGAAUCGAAGAGCGCGGUACUCCGUGAAGGUGUCGGGCGAGGAUAGCCGCCAUUACGGUACUGACUCGCUCGAAUUUCCAGUUGGCGUGAUCGAAAGGCCUCCAAAACGUCGACCCCGUCGGUGAUCAAGUUAUCGGGGGGUGGAACAGGUGGGGGUGGGGAGCAAUUGUCCCCAGUGUCUGGCCCACCUCCCCCGGUGUCCACAGCCGAGCGUACCGAUCCGAACGAGAACGAUGCCGCCGCGACGAAAUGCAUCGAAAGCUUUACGCAGCCCUCUGAGACCACCAUGAGCUUCGUUUUGCAGCUAGGCACCAUAGAGGCAUCAUUGGAGAAGAACAGUUCAAACCAGCCGUCCUCGUCGUUGAAUACGGACAUCAUAUCCAACGAUGAUGCCGUCAAGUCUCCUCAGAUUCUUCAGUGUCUGGAGAACACGUCGGAGAUUCCAACUGGUCACGUGAUAUCCUUCUCCACCGUCAAAUCGGUCAGCGUUACGUACCCGGUAGCCAAGACCGUGAAGGAGGUACAGAGGAUCGCUGGUCCCCAAACGAACACUACCCAGGUGCUAACGACGCGCGUUAUCUCGCAGAAAUUGCCAUCGUCCGGCCACCAGGCUCAGCCUACACCUCUGACUCUGAAUGCCUCUCCUAACGUUGCUCAUGUACCAAUAAACGCUCAGCCGAUACCAUCGCCAGGAAACGGCGUGGCGCACGUAUAUCCUCUGCAGCACCCUACCAUGACCACCCAGAGCAAACAGCAGGCUAGGAAUCAGGUGAUAAGCAGCGAAGGCAAGCAGCAGCAGCAACAAGUAACCACCAUGGCUAGCCUUCCCCUGAAGGUUCAACCGGUCUCCCCGCAGCUGGUGGUGAGCAGCAGCGCGGUCAGAGCCAUCAACACCGUCACCUCGUUGCCCAACAUCCAGAGGAUACACGUGAAGGCGCAGAAUCUCGUCGGGCAACCGCAGACGGUGAACCUGCAGAAGGUGAAGACGGUGGGGAACGUUAGCCAAGGUGUGACCAUGCAGAGGAAUUCCGUGCCCAGGAUACAAACCGUACAGAAGAGCCAGGUGCCCACCGCGACCGUUCCGACCGCUCAGUUUGCUGUUAACCAAGUAACGAACAACGCCAACGUACCGAGGAGCCAGCAGGGGAAUUCUACCCUCCAGAAAGCACAAGCCAACACCGUGAACGCGCAGAAGGUAGCGCAGGUGUACAAUAACCAAAAGAUAUCCUCGCAGAUGUUAAAUAGCUCUCCGAACCACAAAGCACAACUUCAGCAGAUAACGAGUAAUCAGCAGCAGCAGCAGGGAUUACAAAAGCUACAGGUUCAGUCGCAGAAGACUGUGGCUGUGCCAAGGCAGCAGCAGUCGGCUACCACCGUGGUGAACAACGUUCAGAAGCCGAGCAAUUCUGUAGCUGGUAUACAGAAGGUACAGGUGGUAGGGCAGGUACAGUGUCAGCAGCAAGCGGGGCAGCACGUUCAGAAGCACGUGCAGCAAGUCCAGUCGGCGCAGCAUCAGAGGUCACAGACCGCCACUGUGGCUCUGCAGAAGUCCCAGACGGUGGCCGCGGUUAAUUCCAGCCGGGUGCAAACGAUCACGAACGUCUGCAAGAGCAACAGCGUGCCGAAUAUCGCGAGGACGCCGCAGAACGCUAAUUUGCUGGCCGCGAGCAAACAGCAAGCUGCAUCGUCUCAGCCCCAGCAGUCUCAGCAAGGGCAUGCCCAGAGCUCGGCUCAGUUGCAGCAACAGAUGCUUCAGCAGAGCUCGCAGCAGCAGCAACCGAUGCAGAAACAGCAACAAGCGAACGCGAAUCAACAGGUGCAAAGGAGUCACGGUAUUGGGAACGUGCACCAGAAGGCCGCCACGAUCGCGACGAUGCCGAACGGUCAACGUGCCCAGGUCAAUUCGAAGAUACCCCAGCAGCAGAUGGUCAUGAGAGUGGGCGUACCGAAGAGCCAAGGGCAGAACCUACAGCAGAGCAACCUGAAGACCGUUCCGCAGAAGAUCAGCGGUACGGUGAAGAGUUCCGGCUCACAGAACAGCGUGCAACACCCUAUGCACAGAAACGCGAACUCCCAACCGGUGAAGAUAAUUCAGCAACAGCAACAACAACAGCAACAGCAGCAGAACGUAAUGGGACCUCAGAACACUCAGAAACAGCCUGGAUGCAUCAAGACUAUACCGGCGCAGAAACCAGCGCAGAGGAACCAUGCGCAGAAGGUGACCGGUAUCAAGACCUCUUUGAACACGAAUGUAAACCCGGUUAAGAAUCAAGGAGGUGCGACGACCGCGGUCGCGGCUAAGGCGAGCAUCAAGACCUUGCUUCCUCAGCAGACCGUCGCGUCGAACAUGCUGAUGCAUAAGAAUCAGUCGAUUAAAAUACAACAGCAAACAAUGCAGCAAAAACAGCUAGUAGCCGCGUCACAGUUCCCCCAGCAAGUCAGGCAACAGUCCGGUCAAGUGAAAACGUUACUGCCAGUGUUCACCGGCGAACCUCGCAAGGAUGUUGAGAACAAAUCCGAAGGGGAGUCGCGGGAGUCCAAGGAGGACGAUCGCCAACCACGUCCGGCAUCUCCGAUUAUCAGAAUACCCCCUCCUUAUGAGUGUCUUCAGUACGUCCUACAGGAUCACAAUUACGGUGCGCCACCGCCGCGAACCCCGUCGCCUCCGUCGCCACCGUCUCACCCUAAGCAGGCACCCAUCAACGGUGCAUGCAGUUCCACGACCGCUUCACAGCACCCUUUUAUUUAUAGCAAAGUUGUCACUUGCGCUAAUGUGGACGACGAUGCGGCCAGUGCGAUCAGCAGCGAAACGGGCAGAGAUGGUGAACAGGAGGGCGAAGAAACUGAAACUGCCCCUGAAGGAGAAGGGGACGACGAGGAUAGCGUUACUAGAUGUAUAUGUGACUUUGAACACGACGAUGGAUACAUGAUCUGCUGCGAUCGUUGUUUAGUUUGGCAACACGUCGAUUGUAUGGGCAUAGACCGUUCUAACAUUCCUGACGAGUACCUCUGCGAGAUCUGUCGGCCACGACGGGUCGACAGGCAAAGGGCUCGUGCCCUGCAGAUGCGGAAACGCGAAGAGUUGUUGAACUCGGACACCUCGUCCGACACGUCGUCCACCAGUUCGGCGGACACCGAUGUCGGCGUGAAUACGAUCCCGAAGAAACGUACUCUGCAACAGCAGCAAGUUCCGCGACGAAAGUCCGAACCGCCUCAGGUUAGACGGUUGAAUAACAAUAAUAACAACAACAACAAUAAUGUCGCGAAACGUCAGAGAAGAGAUUCUCAUCCGAGACAGUCGAGCUCGGUACGCAAGAAAGAGGCUACCAAAAGGAACGGCCCUGGUAAACGCAAAGCGAAACGAAGAAUGAGUCUGGAGGACAAGGAGGAGGAGACGCAGGACACCUGGGCGUCUAACGUAGCACCCCUCAGACAGUGGAUCGAGCGUUACGAGGAAGCCGUGACGAAUCAUUACAGUCCGGAGCUUAGAGCCAGAAUUUCAUCUAUCAAAGUGAACGGCACCCAUUGCGAUUUGAGGCAGAGUAACAUGAACGUUAUAGCAACUGGAAAAUGUAGGCUAAACGUGCACAGUAAUAACGUGAGGUUUCUAGUGGCAACGAUGUAUCUUCCACCGAACACCCCGGUCGUCGAGUUGCGGGGAAAGUAUAUGCUAAGCACCCAGCACAGACCUUCGUAUCCCCAAGGAAGACAGCAUACUCAGCGGCCAGGGCCGUUUGUAUUCUUUUAUCGGUUACCCCGCGACGGGACGGAGGUGUGCGUAGACACGAGAACGUACGGGAACGAUGCUAGAUUCGUGCGGCGUAGUUGUAAGCCUAACGCGGAAGUGAAACAUUGCAUCGAGAAGGGAACGUUACAUUUGUACAUCGUAACCACCACCGCGAUCGAGAAAAACGCCGAGAUCACGAUCAGACACGAACAACAUGAUCUUCUAUUGUCGCCUAAUCCGAACGGCCCGAUGAUGCCUAUCGUAUGUGCAUGUAACAAUCCCAGGGAGUGUCAAAUAGUGUCUCUGAACCAGUUGAACAGAAGAGGAAGUAAUGGAGCGUUGGCUGAAAACGCUGACGGUCGAGAAAGAAGACGAAGGGGAAGAAGAAACACGGUCUGCGAGGAUAGCGAUUCCUCCACCGCGGUUCCCAGCACUGUCGUCACCCAGCCUACCACGCCGUCGUCCACGACGGUGUCAUCCUCGGUGUCGUCCGUACCGCCCAAGAGAACGAUAGCGACCACCGUCGCCAACGCGGUGCGUCAGGCGCCGAAGGAGGAGGCGCCGAUGACGGUUCAGCAACCGCAGACGUCGCCGAAUCCCAGUCAGCCGGUGGUGAGCUCGGAGACGAAGAAGGACAAGAAAAAGAUGACCAGAGAGGAGAGGAAGAUGGAGGCAAUCAUGAAAGCGUUCGAGAGGCUGGAGAAAGCGGAGCAGAGGAAGCAGGAAGUUCAGGCGCGAAACGCUCAGAGGAAAGAGUCAGGCGGUACUCAUAGCGACAACGAGGACACUCACGUUUCUCUGCAAUCGAAACAGAAGCAGCAGAAUUCCGAGAGACCACUGAGACGGAAGAGGAGAAAAGGACGAGCAAGGACGACGAGUAGUUCCCAGAGCAGCAGUCGAAGAACGAGGCUGAAUUCAGCGGACUCCGAUGAUUCCUCCGGCGAUGAGAGCACCUCGAUGCAAUCGCCGCCCCUCAGUCAGAAUCAUUCUCAAAAUCGCGACGCGCCUUACUCGUCCCAGCUGCACACACCGGUGAAGAGCGCGAACGAGGGGGUGAACACCUCCGGUCAUCAAGGAAUUCCAACGGCUGCGGGGCUUUUGCUGGCUCUGGCGAACUCGAACGCGCCCGGGCCUAGUUCGCCUCCGUUGCGACAACCAACCCCCGUGAAGAGUCCGACCUGCGACAGCGGGGCAAGCAGCAGCUCCCAGAGUUCGACUCCAUCCACUCCUCUGUCGUCCGCCUGCCUGCUGGUCGCGGCGGCUGUCGGUCCCCUGGCACCUGGGUUCAAAUUCCCGAAGACCAAGAAGGUUCUGAUGAACGAAUGGCUGAAGGAAUCUCCGGAUCCACCUCAGAACAACGCGUCCCAGGUGUCGCCGUUGCAGGCCCUGCCGCCAGCAGCGCCUGUGUCCAACUCCGUAACCGCGCUAUGCAGGUCCACGGACUUCUCUUUGCCCGGCGAUUCCUCCGCGGAGUUCUUGACCCAGAGCUACGCGGCGAAGAGCCUGGCUACCCUGGUGCAGGCGGCCAAUUCGGUGUCGGGGAUAUGCGAUUCGCCGCCCCAGCGUAGACAAGCGGCCGCCGGGAACACGGUGUGCCCGGUGUCCACAGGCUCCGCCAAGAAGCGCUGGCUGAGGCAAGCCAUCUCCGAGGAGUGCGACUCGCCGAACAGUCGACCGGAUAGCCCGCCCCCGAGCGAAAUGGUGGCUCCGCCGAAGAAGAGGAGGAUAGCCAGGGAGAGCCUGUCCUCCGACAACUACACUCCACCCACGACACCCACCAUGCUGGUCCCUGAAUCUGCUCCCAAUAACAGAUCCCUUUGUCCAACCGAGGACGACUUCAUCGAACAGCCCCACUCGCCGUUGGUGGAAUCGAGCGAGGAACAUCAGCCUAGGACAGAGGGGGUGAAACAAGAGAUGCUCGACUCGGACGAUCACGGGAGCGAGGAGGUGCGACGAAAGCUCUCCAUAGACAUCCCUCGAGAGUACAACGCGAAGACCGUGAAGAAGGAAGAGGAGACGUCGACCGGUAGGUCCGAGCCUUCGUUGGUUAAGUCUGAGGACGUUCAGGUGAAGGAGGAAACGAAGGAGGAGAUGGAGUGCGAUUCGUACGCGAGUCUGGAAACGAAACCCUUCGUGAAGAACGAGUAUCGUUCGGUUAAGAACGAGAUGAUCAACCGGCACAGGGAUAAAUGCAAGAGGGAGGAGAGGAUAAAGAAGGAGGAGGAGAUGGAGAUCGAGAAGGGCAGGGUUGAGAUAAUCGAUCAGAACGAGGGGGACACGGAGAUGGAGGACCUUAGUUCUCCCAUCGGCGCUAUGGAAUCGGACGUGAUUCUUAAGCAACGGGUCGCCGAGAUGAGGCUCGAAUUCGGUGCCAGUAUAAGUGAAAUGAUGAGCGCCGAGAACGACGAGGAUAGAAAGUCGGAAAGGGCCGACGAGAAGUCGGACGAUAACAUGUCGAUCGACGAGUUCGACGUGGAGGCGCAGAUGAAGAAGAUCACCGGCGACGAUGGGAACGAUUACAAGGAGAAGGUGGACAGCAGCUCGGAGAAGGAUAAGAGUAUGGACGGUAUAGAAGGAUUGAUGGAGAGCUCCAAGGAGGACUCCGAAUCCGAGGACAAAGAGAUAGACGAUCUGAAGUACGAGACUAACUUUAAAUCCUUUCAUUUGAACCACGAGGAGAAGCUGUUCAACGAGUUCGAGAACGAUCAUCAUAGACAGAAUAACGUUGUCGAGGAAAGUGGCGGUAAGGAGAUAGAAGAGCAAAGCGAAGAAUCUCAGAAAACUGAACACCCCUCGGUGUCCGUCGCCUCGUCGGAGGAAUCUAUAUUCGAGUCGACGUCCUCGAACAUGGACGCGGAGUCGGUCGCGGACCCGCCGAAGAUUUUUCAUUCCAUUCCACCGUUGAGCGAGCGUAUCCGGAAGAAGACAGAGGUGGCUAGUGCCCCGAAGAGUCAUUUGAACUUCGAGGCAGCCAUCAUAGAAUCCACCAUCGACAUGGACUCGGUGGAUGGAUCGAAGAACGAUGAAGAACAGAAAUCUAUGUUAUCGACCGCGCUGAGGGAGCUGCUGGAGGCGAAGCUGGACGACCUGACGUCCGACGGAGCUAAGGAAGAAACGACGGACGAUAAUAGUACCCCGUGCCCCGAGCCAGAGGCGAAGACUGAGCCUCAGGAACAGAGCGUAGAGGUCGAAGAUACCGUGCUGAAAACCGUCUCUCAGAACGUUCAUAACGAAGAUGCAUCGACGAAGGAAACAGAGAAUCCGCCGAAAGAAAUAAAACGGUUGAAGGAUCCUAGAACGGUGGUUCCGAACAGCAUGCCAGCGCCAGCAUUUAAACCCGAAACGAAUCCUCCUGUUAAACGAAAGUUGUCCAUAUCAGAAUACCGCAAACGAAAGCAACAAUCGACUGGCACGCCCCCGGAACCGGAACCCUCGAGCGAUACCUCCACUACGGAUAAAAGUGGAGCGAGGGGUAGAUCGGACAGCGCGAGCAGCGGCACGUCGUCGCUAAGUUCCGACGAGGAAGGCUCGAAGAUCUCAAUGUCAUUGGAUAUACCGACACUCACCGCGUUACCGCUGUUCACCAACGCGGAGAGCGACGAGAAGAAAGGCGGGGAAGAGGGUACGAUCGGCUGGUCCGCCGCACCGACUCUGGUCGAACGUCAACGAGAAAACCUGACGGAGAGAUUGAAACGAGAGUUCGGAUUGUUCCUCAGCGACGACGAGGAGGAGAGAGCUCGCAAACACGGUCUAACGGCGGAGGCGAUACUGAAAGCGCGCAAGGCGUCUCCGCCUCAUCCGACGGUCUCGAAUACUCCUCCGGGUUACCCGGUCCCACCUCAGCUGCCCCCUCAACCCUACAUACCCCCACCUGGAUCCGCGUCCAUCCACUACGCUCAGUUCCAAGCGAAACCUUGCCCGGUUCAGUAUCAAAAUUUCACCGUGCCGCAGAACGUGGCCCAACCGAUCUACGCGAACGCCGCACCCCAAGCGACGACGACCAAGCCGGCGCAGCAACAGUUUUUAGUGCCUCAGGCGUCCCAAGCGCCGCCAGGCUCGAACCCGUAUCCCCCUCAGUUCAUUCCGCCGUCGACCACGGCCGUGCCGGUCGCCAAGUUCUCGUCCGUGACACCGCCACCGGGAAAUCAAAUCUACCCUGCGUCUGGGCAAUCGCAGAAGCAAUUUUAUAACCAUCCGGCGCCGAGGUCUUAACCCACAUAAAAAGAUUAGCGAGUUAGAGUAUACGUAUCUCCUCCGUGGCGCGGCGAGGAAGGCAGCGAAACGAACUGUGCGCGUCUCGAGGAGAACAGAGAAAUAUAUAUAAGUUCACACAAUCUCAUCUUCUGCCUUGCAUCGUUCGUGCUGUUCUAGGGAAAUGAAAGAGAAUGGUAUAUUUAGAAAUUUUAACGAUGACCUUUGCGCACGACUGGCUCAACACCGGGAGAAGAAGAAGAGAUACGUGAUCUCAGGUGCUACACUGUUCUCGCUCGUGGUUCAGAAACGUUACGUAUGCAUGCAUCGUCGUCCGCUUGGAAGAUAACGCUUCUCGCGUGGUUUCGAUCGAUUAGAAUACUCGGCGUGGCCUAAAGUGAUAUAUUUAAGUAUUUCGAACAAAGUAAAGGGAAACGAUGCGUAGGCGUUUUCGUUGCAUUUUAACGAUGGACGAACGUGGUUCGAGGGGAAAAAAAUCUUGAGUUGGCGUCUAAACGUAAACGGCCAAAGGGUGUAUUAUCCGUGCACUUUUUAUUACCGAUCAAAUAAUUGGUGCCCUAAGAAUCGUUUAUACAUAGCAGUAGUUCAAUUUUCCUGAAUGAAAAUUGGAAUCUAAAUACCGUAUAACUGGUAAUUAAUUACACGCGUAUUCGAUACACAGUGACACAUACACACACGAUACAUGCAUAACUUGCAUUUUUUUUUUUUCUGUAAAUAUUCAUUAUUUCUUGCAUAUAUAUUGCAUAAUAUAUAAACAGGAUACGAAGGAAAGUAAUG